This is a messenger RNA of Phoenix dactylifera (date palm), 2549 nucleotides long. Its product is annotated as cationic amino acid transporter 6, chloroplastic-like. The record is from RefSeq and is a predicted model, not a curated record. Gene Ontology annotation, biological process: amino acid transport; transmembrane transport. Gene Ontology annotation, molecular function: amino acid transmembrane transporter activity. Gene Ontology annotation, cellular component: plasma membrane. Lineage: Eukaryota; Viridiplantae; Streptophyta; Magnoliopsida; Arecales; Arecaceae.
CAAUAUCCAUCCAUUCUCCAGUCCAAGAAUGCCACUCCACCAUCUUUCCUUCUCCACCAUCCUCCACUCCCUCUCCCAAACGCCCCACAGGCUUAGGAGGAGAGCGUUAGUUACGUGGACCCCAGAGCAGGAGCUCAACCAAGUGAGGGAAAGAUCUGGGGCAGACAUGAAGAGGAAGCUCGAGUGGUACGACCUUGUGUCACUCGGUGUGGGGGGGAUGCUUGGUGCUGGAGUCUUCGUGACGACAGGCAGGGUCGCCCAUAAGGUCACAGGCCCUGCCGUCUUCGUUUCCUACAUCGUUGCAGGAAUAUCAGCACUCCUUUCUUCACUGUGUUACACCGAGUUCUCUGUCGAGGCGCCGGUCGCCGGCGGGGCUUUUAGUUAUCUAAGGAUAACAUUUGGAGAGUUUGUGGGCUAUUUUGGAGGAGCAAAUAUAUUAAUGGAGUAUGUUCUAUCAAACGCGGCAGUGUCGAGAAGCUUUACGGAGUAUUUGAGCAGUGCUUUGGGUUCGCAGAACCCAAACUCAUGGAGGGUUGAAGUGCAUGGCCUAGCCAAGGGCUAUAACCAGCUGGAUUUCCCUGCUGUUGUUCUUGUCCUUCUCCUCACCCUAUGCCUUUGUCAUGGCACGAAGGAGAGCUCCAUGUUGAACCUUGUGAUGACAGUCUUUCAUGUGAUCUUCUUUGGAUUUGUUAUUGUUGCUGGUUUCUGCAACGGGAGUCCAAGAAAUUUGGUGAAGCCUAAAGGGCUGCUUCCUUUUGGCGCGAGAGGGAUUCUUGAUGGAGCAGCCAUAGUAUACUUCAGCUACAUUGGCUAUGAUUCCGUGUCGACCAUGGCAGAAGAGAUCAGGAACCCCUCAAAAAGCCUUCCUAUUGGCAUUGCCGGGUCGGUGCUCAUCGUCUCCACACUCUAUUGUCUGUUGGCCUUGGCUUUGUGCUCCAUGAUUCCUUACAAUGAGAUAUCAGCGAAGGCAUCAUUUUCUUCGGCUUUCCAGAAGAAGGUGGGUUGGAAGUGGGCGAGCAAUACCAUUGGAGCUGGGGCGAGCUUGGGUAUCGUGGCGUCCCUCCUGGUUGCCAUGCUAGGCCAGGCAAGGUACCUGUGCGUCAUUGCGAGAGCUCGGCUCGUGCCACUCUGGUUAGCCAAAGUGCACCCUUCUACUGGGACCCCAAUGAAUGCAACAAUCCUCUUGGGACUCUUCACAGCAUCGAUUGCACUGUUCAUGGAUCUUGAGAUUGUGCUGGAAAUGAUAUCAAUUGGAACGCUGCUAGUCUUCUACUUGGUAGGCAAUGCACUGGUCUAUCGGCGCUAUGUGAGAGUGGGCAGGAACCGCCCGCUCCCCACACUCCUUUUCCUGCUGCUCCUCACGUCAAGCUCCAUCGGCUUCUCCUUAUCAUGGAAGCUCGAGGAAGGAUACUGGUGGGGGCUGGCCUUGUUCGGCGGUGCCUUGGUUCUUAUCACUGCUUUCUUUCAUUAUAGAGUCCCUUGCCAUCACCGGCCGCCGGAGUGGUCGGUGCCAUUCAUGCCGUGGCCGGCUGCAGCCUCCAUCUUCCUCAAUGUGUUCCUCAUGACUACUCUCAAAGCAAAGGCUUUCGAGAGGUUUGCUGUGUGGAGUUUUGUGAUCACAUUGUUCUAUGUGUUGUAUGGGGUGCACUCCACAUACCAUGCAGAAGAAAUGGAGAUGGAGAGAGGAAUAGAUCAAGGAGAUGCAAACCCGCCAUCUCCCCAUGAUCAGCAAGCAGCCAAACUGGACGUACAGGCGCCUUAGUUCAUUAUGGUAGCUCAACUUUGUUGCCUUCUUGGGUGCCUCCACUGCAUAAGAUAUUGGAAUCCUACUUCAGCAAAAAAAAAAAAAGAGAGAAAGAAAUUCUCUCUGAAGAGCCAUUGAGGAGGAUUAGACCAAAAUAGAGGUAGAUCUCCCUCAUAUGGUCUCAUGCUUUCCCUUUAAGUUUCAAUUUUUUACCUGCCAUGAUUGUGAGAGACAUCUGCAUAUAUAGCGGACACACAAAAGUGUGUAAACCCUUUGGUUUCAGAAAAGAGUGUGAUCAAUAUGCAGGAAUGGUUUUAGAUCUUUUGUAAUUAGUUUUGGUUUUGGUUUGCCUCAAUCAAAUUGUAAUUUCCAAUUCAAAAAAAUGAUAUAGUUGUAAUUUGCCUUUGCUUUUUUUUUUUUUACUUCCCUUAUGGUUCAUGUACCUCCUCCGGUGCAAUUACUAAUACUCAACUUUAUUUGCAGGUGACCUUCAUUUUAGGACUAGGGCCUUGUUGGAGGACUAUGUGUAGCUCAGCUCUGCUACAAGCGUAAUGUGUUUGGAUUUGGUUCAGAAUGCAUAACUGAGAUAAAUAAAUGAUGCUUCAGUACAAAAAAAAUAAAUAAAUACUCCAAAACUUGGAUCUAAUUCAAUCAAGCACUUCUCAGAGAAAUGCCAAAAGAUGUGCUUGAAUGCACUUAUUUCUUUUGGAGAGAAAUUGGAUGCACUAAUUUUAGUGCAAAGCUUAUUAUGAAAGUUUUGCUCAACUUGACAAAGCAAUGAAGCAAAUUUUAACACCCUUAUUCA